GCGCGAAGAGCAAAAAGAACCGAGACGAAAAGCAACAUGAAGGAAAGGUUCGUGGUGAUCCCCGUGGACAGCGGAGGGGUGGCAACCAGGGAGGGAGAGCACUCACCCCCCGCUGGAGCACAGCCGGCAGCGGACACCGGCGGCAGCAGCAGCGGGGAGGAAAAGGAGCCGCUGGAGGACUCGGUGUUCGAGCCUCAGGACACCGAGGCGGCGGUUCCGAUCCUGGAGUACGACAGGGAGCCUAAUAAAUACGGUGAUGGCGUCCCAAAGGAAAACAGUCCGUUCAUCAACAACACGGAACAUGACAAGAACAACAGUUACGACGGCACCAACAUGGCGCUUUUUGAGGAGGAGAUGGACAGCCACCCCAUGGUGUCAUCACUUCUCAAUAAACUGGCCAACUACACUAACCUCACCCAAGGAGCCCAUGAGCACGAGGAAGCUGAUGAAGAGGAGGGCGCCAAGAAGAAAGCCGUUAAGAGCCCUCAGAUGGGAACCUUCAUGGGCGUCUACCUCCCUUGCCUUCAGAACAUUCUGGGGGUCAUCCUGUUCCUGCGCCUUACCUGGAUUGUCGGCACGGCCGGCAUCCUGGAGUCUCUGGGGAUCGUGGGCCUGUGCUGCGCAUGCACGAUGCUGACAGCGAUAUCCAUGAGUGCAAUUGCUACUAAUGGCGUUGUACCAGCUGGAGGCUCCUACUACAUGAUCUCCAGAUCUCUGGGUCCAGAGUUUGGAGGAGCAGUCGGUCUCUGUUUCUACCUGGGAACAACCUUCGCAGGCUCCAUGUACAUCUUGGGUACCAUUGAGAUUCUGCUGACCUACAUUGUGCCUCAAGCAGCCAUCUUCAUAGCAGAGCAAAAGGAGGAUGAAGUUGAUGCCCUGCUCAACAACAUGCGUGUCUAUGGCACAUGUUGCCUUAUACUCAUGUCUAUAGUUGUCUUUGUUGGAGUCAAAUACGUCAACAAACUGGCACUGGUCUUCCUGGCUUGUGUCAUUCUCUCUAUCCUCGCCAUCUACGCUGGAGUCAUAAAAUCCAUUUUUGAGCCGCCAGAUUUUCCAGUCUGCAUGUUGGGGAACAGGACACUAAAAAACCACGACUUCGACAAGUGUGUGAAGACGGAGAUCAUAGAUAACCUGACGGUCACCACCAAGCUGUGGAGUAUCUUCUGUGAAGGACCUGAGCUCAACGCCACCUGCAACGAGUACUUUGAAAACAACAAUCUGACACUCGUUCAAGGCAUCCCUGGCCUGACCAGCGGAGUCAUCUCAGAAAACAUGUGGUCGCAGUACGGCCCUCUUGGCAAGUUGGUGGAAGACAAGAAGCUGUCCUCUGUUGGUGGAAGUGACCCCGCCAAGGACAUUUACCUUCCCUACGUGGUCAACGACAUCACCACCUUCUUCACUCUGUUGGUUGGAAUCUACUUCCCUUCUGUCACAGGCAUCAUGGCGGGUUCGAACCGCUCAGGUGACCUGAGGGAUGCCCAGAAGUCCAUCCCCAUUGGAACCAUCCUGGCUAUUGCCACCACUUCUUUCAUCUGUAUCCUUUCAUGUCUAAAGACGCUGUCCUUCCUGGGGAUGAGCUUGUGUCUCGCCAUCAUGUUCAUCUCUUCCUGGUAUUAUGCCAUCAUUGCCAUGGCGAUCGCCGGCUGCAUCUACAAAUACAUCGAGUACAGAGGAGCUGAGAAAGAAUGGGGAGACGGCAUCAGAGGCCUCUCCCUUAACGCCGCCCGCUACGCCCUCAUUCGCCUGGAGGAGGCUCCACCGCACACCAAGAACUGGAGGCCUCAGCUACUGGUGCUCCUGAACCUGGAUUCAGAUCAAGGAGUCAAACACCCCCGUCUGCUGUCCUUAACCACUCAGCUGAAGGCGGGAAAGGGCCUGACGAUAGUGGGGAACGUUUUACAGGGAACCUACCUCAUUAGGGAGACAGAGGCCAAGAAGGCCGAGCAGAACAUCAAGGCAGCGAUGUCCGCGGAACGCACCAAGGGUUUCUGUCACGUUGUGGUGUCCUCCAACCUCAGAGAUGGAGUCUCCCACCUCAUUCAGUCCGCCGGUUUGGGCGGCAUGAAGCACAACACGGUCCUGAUGGGCUGGCCUGGAACCUGGAGGCAAUCCAAUGACCCACUGUCCUGGAAAAACUUCAUAGAGACGGUCCGUGAGACCACAGCAGCCCACCAGGCCUUACUGGUAGCUAAAAAUGUGGACAGCUUCCCCACUAACCAGGACCGCCUCGGGGAGGGAACCAUUGAUGUGUGGUGGGUGGUCCAUGAUGGAGGCAUGCUGAUGCUGCUGCCCUUCCUGCUGAGGCAGCACAAGGUGUGGAGGAAGUGCAAGAUGCGCAUCUUCACCGUCGCCCAGAUGGACGACAACAGUAUCCAGAUGAAGAAGGAUCUCCAGAUGUUCCUGUACCACCUGCGGCUGGACGCUGAAGUAGAAGUGGUGGAGAUGCACGACAACGAUAUCUCAGCCUUCACGUAUGAGAAGACGCUGGUGAUGGAGCAGAGGUCUCAAAUGCUCAAACAGAUGCACCUUUCCAGGACCGAGAGAGAAAGAGAGAUUCAGAGUAUCACUGACGAGUCGCGUAGCUCGAUCCGGAGGAAGAACCCGGGAGCCGCAGAGAACUCCAGCGUCAGCCGGCAGUCCUCCACGGCGGAGGACACUCAGGAGGACAAGGCUCAGCUCAUCCACGACAAGAACACAGCCGCUCACGUCGCCAUGAACGACAAGGCCGAAGCCGGUCCUGAGCGGGUCCACAUGACCUGGACCAGGGAAAAGCUCUUCACGGAGCGGAACCGCAACCGGGAGGCCAACGCCAACGUGGCGGUCCGGGACCUGUUCAACAUGAAGCCAGAGUGGGAGAGUCUGAACCAGUCGAACGUUCGUCGCAUGCACACGGCGGUCAAGCUGAACGAGGUGGUGGUCAACAAGUCGCAGGGAGCCCAUCUGGUGCUGCUCAACAUGCCGGGACCACCGAAGAACAGAGGAGGAGAUGAAAACUACAUGGAGUUCCUGGAGGUUCUGCUGGAAGGCCUGAACCGCGUCCUCCUGGUGCGCGGAGGAGGCCGAGAAGUCAUCACCAUCUACUCCUAAAAGAGAAAGAAAGAAUAAAAACUGUUAUCACUGCACAUGAGGGCGGGUCGCCAUGGAUACCAAUCACCAGGCUUUUUUUUUUUUUUUUUUAAAGGAAAAAGGCCAGUAUGGUUGUAUGAAGGGUAGGGGGUUGUUGCAUAGCGGGGAGGGGUCGCUCAUGACUGAUUGAAGGACUUUGGUGUGCCCCCCCCCCUCUCUGAGGGAAGGUAGAGCCUAGAGACACUUUAUACCCGUCAGCUAACCUGAACCGUUCUGUUCGCUCCGUCGUGUGUUGAUGUUGUGGAGUCGCCACCUCUUCUCUCUUUACGUCGUUCAUCUCAACCUUUUUAGCUUUUCUUUGUUUAUUUUUUCCAUGUUGUUUCUGUUGCGUUCAGCUCUGGACCUACGAGGAAAACCCUCACAGAGGUUAAAGGUCGACCUGCGGAGACGUUCGAUCUGUUUGAAUUAGUUUAGACGCUGCUCUGCGGGUAAACGCUGCUCCUCUUCCUCACGCGUCAACGCCUCGCCGCGUCUCUACAUGUUAAAGGACCAGCCUGUGGGAGGCUUCAUCUGCAACCCUUCACAUUUCCAUUCAAGAUGUUCGUUUCUAGGGAAAAAUAGCCAUAACUAACGUUCAGCUUGUGCUUUUUAGAAGAUCUGCUGGAGUGUUUGGUUGGGAACAAAUAUGUGAUGAGAUUUUUACUUUUUUUUUUUGUUUUUAAAUAAGCUGUUUAACAGCAUGCGUUAGUGGAACGUUUUAAAGAUUUCCACUAAAACCCGAUGAAGAGGAUUGUUGGUAUUAAACGUUAGUCGGCUGCGAUUCGACGCGAAUCUCCCCAAACUGUUCUGGUUACAGCACUGUUAACUUUGCACAUCCUUUCUUUGAGCACUUAACUCACUUUCACUUGAUUUCUCAAGCCAAUAUUAUUGUCAGCACCACUAGAUUGUUUCAAAAGAAGCUAGAAGAAGGCAAUUGUUUAUUUUUUUUAUUGUUAUUAGUCUUGUUUGGGUGUUUUUAUGAUGUUUUAUUCAGCAGAAUCUUGAGUCCCAGACUGAAUAGAUGAGUUCUGUAGGAGGAAGGAAAAAAAAAAGUGCCAAAAUGACCACAAGGAAACUGUGGAAGUAUGAUUAUUAGUGCAGCUCUGAGUUUCGGCUGCACUGGUUUUACUUUGAUCAUUUUCAUUUUUUCGUUAUUCCGCGGGAACAUAGAAAUAAACACAGGAUUAUUAUUCUCAGUGGUCUCUAUGCGGCUGAAUCAGGGCAUUUCCACCCAUGUUAUGUUGCUUCAGAGGCUCUGAGAAGGAAGGAUGACCCCCCCCACCCGCUCGCUGCGCUGCGUAUACCUCCACAGUUUCUGCUCCUGAUUAGCCGUGCAGUAUUUUAUCCAAACCGAGUCCCGUUUUCCUGCACUUCUGUGAGGAGAAGGAGACUUUAUUUAAUUUCUACGUGUCGUUCGUUGAUGUGUGGGACUUUAUAGAUGUUUUUCUUUUUCUUUGUAGUGUUUGUUAAAUUAUACAUGAUCUGUUACUUUUAAGUGUUUAUUACAGGCAUGACUUUUACAAAAACAAGAGGAUGAGUUUGUGUAAAGACUGCUGCAGAUGUCUUUAUUUUAUUUUCUGUAAGAAACACAAAACGCACAGAGAAAAGAUCCAGAGCGAGUCUGGAGCCGAGCUGAUGUUGGAGUUCUGCGUCGACAUGAAGUUCAAUGUUACUGUUUGUUUGGCAUCUAUAGUAACCAAAGAUUUAAAUAAAAUAAACAACAAAAAAAUAUAUAUUAUUUUGGAAAGUUGUGAGGUUGUUUAAAUAAA
This is a messenger RNA of Cyprinodon variegatus (sheepshead minnow), 4874 nucleotides long. It is a transcript of the gene slc12a7b, whose product is annotated as solute carrier family 12 member 7-like. Gene Ontology annotation, molecular function: potassium:chloride symporter activity. Gene Ontology annotation, cellular component: membrane. The transcript is spliced from 22 exons. The record is from RefSeq and is a predicted model, not a curated record. NCBI's taxonomy places the organism in Eukaryota, Metazoa, Chordata, Actinopteri, Cyprinodontiformes, Cyprinodontidae. Bases 37 to 3087 code for a protein of 1016 amino acids. Gene Ontology annotation, biological process: chloride transmembrane transport; potassium ion homeostasis; chemical synaptic transmission.